AUGUCUUCACCAACAGACGAUUUGCCGGACGACGAGACGUGGUUCACCAGUGCAGUUCUACAAGAUCAACUUGAUCACACUGUCGAAAAGAGCCCUGAACCCGAAGUAAUACCUCGAAUCCCAGCAUUGAGCAAUCAUUCUCCACUCACGAACUGGAAUCCCUAUUCUUCUCGGACAUUUGUCCCCGACCUUGGUUUCAUGCCUCAACCACCGAGUCCUUCGAUUCAUGAUACCGAUGGGGAAUACGAACUUGAUGAGGAGACAGCAGAUCCUCCCGAUUCAGUGAAUGAAAGUCUUUCAACGACAUCAGCAGACCGAACCACAUCAACAGAUCAACUCACUACCGAAGAUGAUGAUGACUCUGCCGUGAAUUCACCCGGUUCUGAUUCCUGUGCCGGAUUUGAAGAGGAGGAAACAGAUGACGAUCAUGAUGAUGACGAGACAAAAGAAGAGUUCAAAUCGAGACUAAUCUAUUGGAUCGCACAGAUGAUGUUUGUUAGUGGUGAGACUGCAGAACCAAGUCCCGAGACAACAUGGAUGAUUGAAGAAAUUGUACGAGAACAAGUUCUAGAAAUGCUCCAGCAAGCCACCAUUCUCGCCAAUCGUCGCGGCUCUAGAUCUAUCUCAAUUGUGGACUUGAUUUUCCAGAUUCGUCACGACCGCGCCAAAGUAUCCCGUCUGAAGACUUUCCUCUCGUGGAAGGACGUGCGCAAGAAUGUUAAGGACUCUGACGACAAAGGCGGUGGUGAUGCAGGCGAUGUUGGUGAUUUCGAUGAGGCAUCAGGAGGCGUCAAUCCGUCGGCUCCACAGAAAUCCACAGGAACCAAGAAAGCCAAACUCAUUCUCCCUUGGGAAGUCCAAUCCUUUUAUUCAGAACAAGUCCCGGAACGCGACGACGAAGAAGACGAGGAGGAAGAGGAACAAAACGAAGCAACUCUAGCACGACUCGCCUCAGCAGAUGAAAGAACCAAAAACAUGAGCAGGGAGGAGUAUGUCUUCUUCUCAGACUGUCGACAAGCAAGUUUCACAUUCCGUAAGGGUAAACGGUUCAGAGAGUGGGCUGGCUUUGGCACCAUCAUCGACAGCAAACCAAAUGACGAUGUUGUUGACAUCCUGGGUUUCUUAACCUUUGAGAUUGUGCAAACUUUGACUGAGGAGGCAUUGAAAGUCAAGGCAGCGGAGGAUGUGGCUAGUAAGAAGGCUUCAGGAGGAGUUGCUGGUCAGGAGGCAUCCAAGAAGCGAAAGCGGGAGGUUUGCAGCCUUUUCGAGAUGCCUGAGGAAGGUCGUUCACCUGUGGAAGCGAGGCAUAUUCGCGAAGGAUUUCGUCGACUACAGGUCAUCCAUCCAAAAUAUACCUUCCUGAGACCAGGCUUUGCAGGAAUGCGUACAACCCUCAGGCUUAUCUAG
Messenger RNA from Exophiala bonariae, 1407 nucleotides. RefSeq lists its product as uncharacterized. Gene Ontology annotation, biological process: transcription by RNA polymerase II. The record is from RefSeq and is a predicted model, not a curated record. The transcript is spliced from 3 exons. The coding region runs from base 1 to 1407 and encodes 468 amino acids. Gene Ontology annotation, cellular component: SAGA complex. Lineage: Eukaryota; Fungi; Ascomycota; Eurotiomycetes; Chaetothyriales; Herpotrichiellaceae. Gene Ontology annotation, molecular function: protein heterodimerization activity; transcription coregulator activity.